Molecule: messenger RNA, 2460 nt
Organism: Filobasidium floriforme
Lineage: Eukaryota; Fungi; Basidiomycota; Tremellomycetes; Filobasidiales; Filobasidiaceae
Exons: 2
Coding region: 336-2222 (628 amino acids)
Source: RefSeq, a predicted model, not a curated record
ACGCUUCGGUCGUCUCCGUCACAAAGUGUCGAUGUUCAAGUCGUUGGUCCUAUAAACAUCAACUUGGAAGCUACAGAGUAGCUACAACAGGCUCCAUUACGAAACCCACCUUCUCGCCUCUCGACUGCGUAUCCGGUUAGCAGUUUAUAGCUGUACCAUCCUCUACAUUCCUUACGACAACACGCUCUUUUCUUCUCGGCUUCGCCCGGGCGAAUCGUCAAACGACCGGUUCCCUACGUUUCAUAUUGUCACACGACCCUCACUACUCGGCGCCUGCAUCUACUUCUCCUUGUCUCUCUACUCUAUACGAUCCUAUCAGCAAAUGCAAUCCAAACAUGGCUUCCAGCUGGACCGAUCCGUUCCAGUCAGGGUACAACCCCGAGCCUAAAAGGUCGCAUCUGAACGAAUUGGUAAUCCAGUCGGAUCCCAACGAUAUCGAACGGGAAUUUGCCACACCGGUUAGCGAUCCCGACGUCGAGAUUCCACCGUUUCUCCAGCCCGAAAAGGUGAAAGAGCGGCCUCAUCAAGAUCAUACGCACACGACCGACGUCUCUUCUCCCUAUACAUCUGGUCUCGGAGGGGGCGCCGGCAACAAUCCAGCAUCCACUUCGACAUCAACCAUCAUCAUCAGCUGUAUCGUUGCCGGGUCGAUUUUGGCGUUGGGAGCGCUCUUCUGGGCUUUCAAGAUCUGGAGGCUCCGUCGAGCUAUAGACGAUGACGGCCACGGUGGUCAGAGAAAGGGCGAUGUUGCUCUACAGGAGAAGUUCAAGAACGGCUGGAAGAAGGCCACUCGGCGAAGGAGGAACUCGACCUGGUUCGAUUGCCCGACCAGCCUUCAUCGGUCUCAUCCGCUUGAUGGCGAGGCCUAUUCGGUCAUCGGGUCGAGCUCUUAUGCUAGUACCAAGUUCCUCAUCCAUGAUUCGGAAAAAGCUCAGAGCACGGUCGCUCCUACCCUGUAUCAAGGGUCUCCGGAGCGGAUCAGGCCGGAUUCGAAUCUCUCUUCGAUUCCGUCGUGUGAAAAGGGGUUCGGACCGCCCAUGGAAGUGGGCUACGUCUACAGAUCUCAUGCCCAGAACUCUCUCCAGCGAAUGACGUCCCCCACCUCGAUAUACUCUCAACCUUCCAUUCCCGCCGGGCUCUCGCAACCUAUCUCUCCUCUCGUUAAGCGACCUUAUACCGGCGAAACACGACUCUAUCCCGCUUAUCCCGGGAGCCUUACCCUGACGACACGACCCGUCACUUACGAUAACAGGGGUACCAAACCUCUCAAACAAGAUUCCAACCAUCACGACCCCAACUAUGACAUCAUCCACGAACGUCUAGAACGCCUCAUUCCCACCACUUCCCUUGUCUCGAUCAAAACGCUUGGUUCGAACACUUCUCCUCGAUUCUCAUCUGCUAGCGUCACCGAGAGUAUCAUACAAGACGCCAUCUACCAUCAGAAUUCACCUCAACCAAAGUCCAAGAGUCCACCUAGAUCGUCUUCCCAAGACGGCUCUCAGCUGUCCUCGUCUUUUGAGUACGAUUCGAACCCAUCAGCCAUGCGAACGCCUCGCCGCGAGCGUGACGAUGGCCAUGUCAAGACGGUUGUCCCCUCGCAAUCCGCAGUCAGCUUUACAGCUCCUUCGUCGCCCGAACGAGUCCUCCUCCCGGCUCCGGAACAUAUGCCAAGGUCGAAACGAAUGAACGAAAUGACUACGCCUCCUCGUAGGAAGCCGGUUAGGUCCAUUCUCAAGAGCGAGACUCGUGAUCGCAACAACAGCUCGUCUGAACAGACCAUGCCGACUCGUUCAUCCGAUGACCACGGAAGCAGGAUUCAGCGAAACAAAGCAAAUCGCAAGGACCUGCUGAUGGACUCGUUCGACCGUCAUGAUGCGGGGUCUCAUCAAGAUUCGGAUAGAGAGGUCGUCUUGCCAUGCGAACCCGAGAGGGUCCUAUGCGACAAGGCGUCCACCGCGUCGGGCCUUGGUCAGGGUCGACAGGCGCGCACUGCUCCCCCGGUUGUUUCACAAGGGCCCAUUCGCGACCAAAUCACCUCGGUCAGUCCUAUUCAAACCGAUCGCAGGAUGAAUUUUCAUCUGCCUACCGGGAGGGUGAUCUCGAGCGUCCGCAAUGUGGACGUAUCGGCGAAUUCGCCUUCAGGAGCUGGGGAAGGCAAGGAUCUCGAGUCACUCUUGACAGCUAUGGGCAUCGCUGGACCUGCUCCCUCGGGCAGAAUCUGAUUGUAAGAUCCUUUUACCGAGUGCCAAUCGUGUGCGUCGGUUUAUGCCUUGCGGAUGUAGCUUCCCGCAAAGAGUGACAACAUGGGAUAGAUUCCACUACUCGCCGACUCGUGCUAGUGAACAUGACUCUGCAUAUAAUCGAUGCAGACCGCACGACCUACUAUAGCGUUAACAGAUCUAAUUUGUAGAGAAACAUCAUAAUCAUAUACGCAAUCAGCCUGACUCCGUUGAGCAAGCC